CGAUUAGGGCGCAGUCCGUCUAUAUACCUACCCAAGUCGCCCCGGUUCUAUUGCAGCCCCUCCCCGUUUUGAUACCCUUCAUAGCACACUCCCUAUUGCUGUUGCUUUGCAGUAUUCAGUCACUCCUUUUUGAACCCUGGUUAUAGCGGUGUUAGAAAGACACACCCUAAAUACCCAUCCAACUCCUUCAUUUCGGGGACCGACCACUCUUCCCCCCUUAUCCAGCGGAUACAGAUUUCACUGAUCGACUCACUGGUCUGAACCAUAACAUUUCUCCACCAUGCAGUGGAAGUCACUCCUUCUGUGUGCCGCUAUCGCCGAAUCGGCCCUGGCUCGCACUCACGGCCACCAGCGCCGUCAACACGGUCACGGCCACGCCCAGGAGGCUCAUGUGGCCGCCCGUGACGUCGAAGUUGAGGUGCACACCGUCGUCAACAUCGAGCACGUCACCCUCACCACCACCGUCUACGGCCAGCCCACUGAAGCUGCCGAGGCCGCUACUACCAGCAGCACCAUUACUGAGGCAGCAGUCACCACCACCACCGACGCCGCCACCGCCGGAGCCUUUGUGGAAGUCGACUUGGACGAGGACCUCGCCAUCAGCGCCAGCCUGGGACUCUCCCUCUCCCUGGGCCUGGGCUUGGGCGACGACCAAACCAGUACUACCACCCACACCAGCACUUACACCAACACCAAGACCCACACUGCCGCCUCCCAGACGGCUGCUAGCACCACCGCCGCCGCCAGCAGCACCGGCAGCUCCGCCAGCGAGGCCUGGACCGCGACCCCCACCAACGGCGUCUUCUCGACCGCCGGAUUCGGCGAGCGCACCAACAGCAGCAGCAGCGGCGUCACCUACAGCGGCAACGUGGGCAACCCCUGGGGCAGCAACAUCCAGGAAGUCAGCGCCAGCGAGGCCUGGCAAUACAAGUACGUCAUCCGCAUGGAAGGCAGCAACACCAAGGACUGGUUCGUCAGCUUCUGGAACAAGAUCGGACCGGAUGGAAAGAUGGAUGGAUGGUACGGACACUCCGCGUUGAACUUCACCCUCGGCGCAGGCGAGACCAAGUACGUUGCCUUCGACGAGAACAGCCAGGGUGGAUGGGGUGCCGCGGAGGGCGACAGUCUCCCUACUGAUGACUAUGGCGGUUACUCUUGCACCUGGGGCGAGUUCGACUUCGGAGACACGGAUAACAGCGGCUGGUCUGGUUGGGAUGUGUCUGCUAUCCAGGCUCAGGAAGCCGAUCAGACGGUCCAGGGUAUGCGUAUUUGCCAGUACUCUGAUAAGCAGUGCUCGUAUAUCACUACUGACGCCGAGACGGUGGUGAAUGCGUACACUGCUUCUGAGGCGUCGGUGGAUGGUAUUGGUGGCACUUUGUCGUCGGGUGCGGUGCGCUUGACGGUUGAGGUAGAUUAUAGCUAGAUGUGAUGUUUCUUUCUCUUCGGUUGUUGAUGUCGAUGU
Molecule: messenger RNA, 1462 nt
Organism: Aspergillus eucalypticola CBS 122712
Lineage: Eukaryota; Fungi; Ascomycota; Eurotiomycetes; Eurotiales; Aspergillaceae
Product: putative allergen Asp F4-like
Exons: 1
Coding region: 281-1423 (380 amino acids)
Cellular component (GO): extracellular region
Molecular function (GO): IgE binding
Source: RefSeq, a predicted model, not a curated record